AUGAUUUAUUCUCCAAGCUUUGUGAAUGAUUGACUAGAUUCAAUUUAUAAAUCUUUGUGAAAGAUUGACGAGAAACCCCGACCAGAAACAAUCCCAGAGCGAUGAGAGAGAUAGAGAACCGGAGCGAGAGCUUUGUCAUGGCGGAGAUGGAGACCACGGAAGCCUCCGGGGGCAAAACCCGAAAGCGCCUCCUCUUCGCGCUCAACUGCGCCAUGCUCUCUGUCGGCACGGGCGGCAGCCCGCUCCUCAUACGCCUCUACUUCGUCCGUGGCGGCACCCGCGUGUGGCUCUCCAGCUGGCUCGAGACGGUCGGCUGGCCGAUCAUCGUUUUCCCGCUCGCGGUAGCCUACUUCCGCCGCCGCUCCGCCAAGGGCCCCUCCGCCCACCUCGUCCUCAUGGACCCCUUCCUCUUUGCCGCCUCGGCUGUCAUCGGGAUCCUCACGGGCAUCGUCAACUACCUCUACGCCUACGGCUUGGCUCGAAUCCCCGUCUCGACGUCGUCCCUGCUCAUCGGGACACAGCUGGCCUUCACGGCCGGGUUCGCGUUCCUGCUGGUGAAGCAGCGGUUCACGUCGUACUCGAUCAACUCGAUAUUCCUGCUGACCAUAGGGGCAGUGGUGCUGGCGAUGCACACGAGCAGCGACCGGCCGGCGGGGGAGUCGGAUGGGGCGUACUACGCUGGGUUCUUCAUGACGCUUGGGGCGGCGGCGCUGUAUGGUUUUGUACUGCCGCUGGUGGAGCUGACGUACAAGAAGGCCAAGCAGGCGGUCACUUACUCGCUAGUCUUGGAGAUUCAGUUGGUGAUGUGCUUCUUCGCCACCGCUUUCUGCACCGUCGGGAUGCUGGUCAACAAGGACUUCCAGGCGAUUCCAAGAGAAGCAAGGAACUACGAGCUCGGAGAAGCCCGAUACUAUGUGGUGCUCGUGUGGACCGCGAUCAUCUGUCAAUUCUUUUUCUUGGGAGCCGUAGGAGUCAUCUUCUGUGCUUCCUCUCUAUUCUCAGGAAUCAUCAUCGCUGUUUUUCUCCCGGUCACCGAGAUCCUAGCCGUCAUAUGCUUCCAGGAGAAGUUCCAGGCGGAGAAAGGCGUGUCCCUCGCCCUCUCGCUCUGGGGCUUUGCUUCAUACUUCUACGGCGAAUUGAAACUUGCGAAGAAGGAAAAAGAAGCAAGAGCAGAGCAAAAGCAGGUUAUACCUCCAGAGACCCAAAUGCAUCAAUUUGGCCUUCCCUGAUGACAAAAAAUGAAAGACAUGGCUCAUACUUAUCCUGCUGUUAUAGUAUGUUGUAAUUCUAGCCCUGAGAGUGUUCGUAUGAAAGUAACAAGAGGGCCUUCUAUAUUAUUUACAAGGUGAUUACUGUCAACCUGCAAUUGCAUACUGUUCCACAGCGCUGCCGUUAGUGAUCUACAUGGCAUCUCCUUAACCUUCAA
Molecule: messenger RNA, 1426 nt
Organism: Syzygium oleosum
Lineage: Eukaryota; Viridiplantae; Streptophyta; Magnoliopsida; Myrtales; Myrtaceae
Product: purine permease 1-like
Exons: 2
Coding region: 102-1229 (375 amino acids)
Cellular component (GO): membrane
Molecular function (GO): purine nucleoside transmembrane transporter activity
Source: RefSeq, a predicted model, not a curated record